AUGAUUAUUACUGAAAACAGAACAGGAUUUGAUGAUUUACUGAAUGAUACGAAUAUCAAUACAUCAAUGCUAUCACAUUUGAGCCAUAAUUUGCAUAUAUACGGUUAUUUGAUUAUUGGUCCAAUGCUAGUAUUGGUUAACACACCGAUCUUCCUGCUUGUGAUGUUACGUAAAGCGCUCAGGUCAAAUGUUUCAUCUCAUCAAGAUUAUUUCUAG
Brugia pahangi is the source of this 216-nucleotide messenger RNA. Lineage: Eukaryota; Metazoa; Nematoda; Chromadorea; Rhabditida; Onchocercidae. The record is from the annotation of a GenBank genome assembly.